GCCAGUAUAGGUCAGACAGCGGCUGACAGUCUACCGUGAGAAGCUGAAGCGAGUGCUGGCAUCUUUCAAGCAUCGGUACUCGCGCUCAUACCCAUUACACUUUGGGUGUGUAAAAUGAAAGAAACAACAAAAAAGUGAAAGUAAUUUGUUGUCCACCGAAACCACUUUCCGAGAUCUGGACCACUACUGUCAGCCUUAAAAGUGUGGCAAAUGUAGCUUACAACAGCAAUAAUUCGCACAUUUAGUAAUCUCAGCCAAAUUUCUUUUUUUUAGGGCUUCUUCUGUGUUUUGGCGUAAAGCUAUCAAUUCGAUAGGCUGCGAAGGCGCAAUGUGUAUCGUGUGGGCACGGAUUGGUAGUUGACUUUACGAUGCUGGUGUAAAUUGCAUAAUACGAUCCACGUCUGCUCAUUUCGUCACACCAUCAUCACAAUGACAUACAACACAAUGAGCGUGAUCAAGAAGCGUUCUGGGCUUUCCAGCUCGACAAUCAACAACAACAAUCUGGCACAGUCCACCCAGCACGAAAAGGUGGCCGAAUCGUCCAAAACAAUCAACGAAAUCACCCGGACGCAUCCGACGGCCUAUUUGAUCUUUGGAUCAUUGCUGUUGGAUUUGCUGGCAUUCACCAUGAUCCUGCCGCUGUUGCCGUCCAUGCUGGAAUAUUACAAACAGAACGAUGUUGGCGGGUUGUACGGGUACCUGUCGGAUAGCAUUAGUAGCUUCCAGGAGUGGGUCGGUGCUCCGAAACGGUUCAAUUCAGUUCUCUUCGGUGGCGCUCUGGGUUCCAUGUUCAGUUUGCUGCAGUUUAUCGUUAGUCCAAUAGCCGGAGGUCUGUCGGACAUCUAUGGACGGAAGCCCGUAAUGAUUGUUUGCGCUAUUGGUAUAGCUGCUUCAUACGGUUUAUGGGCCUAUUCUCAUAACUUUCUGCUCUUUGUGCUGGCUCGUUUUGUGGGUGGCUUGAGCAAAGGCAAUAUCUCGAUCUGUAUGGCAGUGAUCACAGACGUUUCCAACCAGCAGAACCGCGGAAAAGCAAUGGCAUUGGUCGGAAUUGCCUUUUCGUUGGGAUUUAUCGUGGGACCUAUGAUUGGAGCGAUAUUCUCUCGGUUUGCAGACAAAACCGAUGCGCACUGGUUCUGGUUGCCAGCCAUGUUUGCCAUGGGUCUGGCUGUGCUGGAUGUUAUCUUCAUUGCAGUCUGCCUUAAAGAGUCCCUGCCGAAAGAGAAACGCUCAAAAAAGAUCAUUAAUACACUCUCGCAAACUCUGGACCAUAUCAGUAUUCCGGCAUUGUUCAAAUUUUCAGCUGUGAAGAAUCUUUCCAAGCGAGACAUUGGAUCACUUCAAAGUCUUGGUUUAGUUUAUUUCAUCUAUUUAUUCAUCUACUCCGGACUGGAGUUUACCGUCACAUUCCUUAUGUAUCAUAAGUUCAACUACACAUCGAUAGAUCAGGCUAAAAUGUUCCUCACCACUGGUAUAAUCAUGGCCUUGUUGCAAGGCUCGGUCGUUCGGAGGCUUCCACAGCGUUUAACACAAAUUUCGGCCGUCGGUGGGUUGUACUUAAUCAUACCAGCAUUUAUUAUCGUAGGGAUUGCGGAGACAACGCAAAUGCUCUAUCUGGGCAUGAUUCUAUUUGCGAUUUCAACCGCGUUCGUGGUGACAUGCAUGACCACGCUUACGUCCAAGUAUGGCGAUUUCCAUCAGAAGGGAACCGUUUUGGGAGUGUUUCGGUCACUUGGUGCUUUGGCUCGUGCCCUUGGUCCGAUUGUAGCCUCGAUUGCCUUCUGGAGCAUAGGAUCUAAAAUCACUUACGUCGUCGGGGGCGUCCUUUUGGUUUGCCCUACGUUGAUGAUGCAGUUGAUGAAACUGUCCUGAGUGUUUUUUGAGUGCUGUUUCUCUUAAAUUGUUUUGUUACGUCCGUUUAUAGUAAGUACUUUGUAAUACUCUUUCUACACAGUAUUUUUGAGUAUUGUCAUUCCGUGCUCGUUUACGACACUUUAGAACAAUAUUUAUAGUAUAAUUAAAAAUCUUUUUGAU
Aedes aegypti (yellow fever mosquito) is the source of this 2031-nucleotide messenger RNA. It is a transcript of the gene rtet, whose product is annotated as major facilitator superfamily domain-containing protein 10. Bases 430 to 1869 code for a protein of 479 amino acids. The transcript is spliced from 6 exons. The record is from RefSeq and is a predicted model, not a curated record. Gene Ontology annotation, molecular function: transmembrane transporter activity. Gene Ontology annotation, biological process: transmembrane transport. NCBI's taxonomy places the organism in Eukaryota, Metazoa, Arthropoda, Insecta, Diptera, Culicidae. Gene Ontology annotation, cellular component: brush border membrane.